Asparagus officinalis (garden asparagus) is the source of this 887-nucleotide messenger RNA. RefSeq lists its product as uncharacterized. The coding region runs from base 139 to 624 and encodes 161 amino acids. NCBI's taxonomy places the organism in Eukaryota, Viridiplantae, Streptophyta, Magnoliopsida, Asparagales, Asparagaceae. The transcript is spliced from 4 exons. The record is from RefSeq and is a predicted model, not a curated record.
AAAGUCCGAGGCACCCCCUCCCUCCCUCAUAAAUUCAGCUGGGCCCCCCUCCCCACAGCGACCACCCCACACUUCUUAUAUCUCCGCAGAUCCUCAUUCUCAUUUUUCCCUACUGCGAGCGUCUGGCCUCAAGAACAAAUGGAGGGGUACAGCAACGGCUACAGCGACAACACGGUGACGAGGAGGGUUCAGAUUCCGGCGUUUGGCGACUGGGAUUACUGCGACGAGAUGCCGAUCACUCAGUACUUUGAGUCCGCGAUGCAGGCCGGGCUGAUCAGGGGCCAUUUCUUCGCUGACGAGGAUGCCGGCCUCUUCAAAGCCCACCCUCCUCCUGCUCCUGCUCCUCCUCCCCGCUCCAAGCCUGCUCCUCGCUCCAAAAAGGUGAAGGGAGGAGGAGGAGGAGGAGGGGAGAAGAGGCAGCAGCAAGCGAAGGAGCAGUUGAGGAAGCAAGGGAGGGUGUACGACCUGACCCCGCAGAGCCCGAGGAAACCAGCGAGGGCGCCCAAGGCCGUGGACGAGGAUUUGUACAAAAUCCCCCCCGAGCUCCUCCGCCAAAAGCCCAAGAGGAAGAGGAUGCUGAGGAAAUUGUUGUCAGGGUGCCUGGGCCUCAACUGUGUUGCUUGAGAGCUGAGCUUUGGAGAGGAACAGCGGGGGGAUAAGAGAGGAUGACAGCGUUAAAAGAUCCUAGCUUUUGCUGCUUCGACUGAACUCACCUUGGCUUUUUCUUGUUUUUUUUUUAUUGCAAUUUUUUUUUAAUCAGUGUGAUGGGAUAUAUUGUAAGACACUUGUCUUUUUGGUAAGCAAAUAUAUUGUAAGAAAUAGCGGGGGGAAUGUUUGUUAAUGGUGACCUGUUAUAGCUUCUGCUGUGCAUUUUUGCUUGAAAUAUA